CGCCCUCCCGGAAACCCGGUUCCUAGCUGCGCCUCCCCGCAGCCCUCGCGGCUCCGGCCGGCGCCUGGGCGCGGAGCCAAGGGGGCGCCCUGCUGCAGGAGCCCGGCGGGACAUAGAGAGAGGCGGUCCUCCUGACGGUGUCUCCACUGUGGCUACGCUAUGCACCGGUCAAGACCAGCAGGUAAUUUAUACAGCAACUCUGGGGUUCCAAAUAGGUCCCAACACCUGCACCAGGGAGGCAGCCAUUUGCAAGAUGGUUACAGGCUAAAUGUGGAUUUCCAGUUCCCACCUUUGCUUAUGCACCUACUAAUUCAUGAGAUGGGAUUGUGAAAACAGAUGCUACCAAGGGCUCCUGCUCAACCGUCACUCUGUGGAUGAUGGGGGACCACCUCAGAUCCAUGGAAUUUCUCAAUAUUUGCUUGGAAGACAACCUACAACCCUGUCCGGAAGCAUAUCCAAGUGAAAUACAUGGCCAUCCAGGCCCUUCUGAACCUUGCCAGGAACAUACCUGGCCAUUUGACCCUCCAGAAUCUGCCAGGCCUGAUGCUCAUCAUGGUAAUUCUGGUGUGGAACCCACUCACCUGGGAAACUACUUGGAACAGGGGGAGGCCAAGCAGGCCCCAGCAUCACUGAGGUCACUGGAGGAGAACAGCUCUUUGGGGAGUCCACAGCAAAACCAGAGCUCAUCCACCCAGGUGGUAUUCUGGGCUGGCAUCCUGCAGGCCCAGAUGUGUGUCCUGGACCUGGAGGAGGAGCUGGAGAAAACAGAGGGACUCAGAGCAGGACUCAGGUGCUGCAUCCCACCACCAUCUAAGGACUUCCUUGGCGAUGUGGGCCUGAGCCCCAGCCAGCCCAAGGAGGAUGAAGACUCUGAAGAUGACAGCAGUGGGCCUGAGGAGGAGAACCAGACCUGGCCAAGGGAGAAAAUUCCAGGCUCUUCCCCAGAGUGGGGUGCUGAGGAGGACAGCAUCUUCUUUGAUAAUCCCCUCUUCCUGGAGAGCCCUUGCUCAGACACCAGCACUGAAGGAGAAUGCUUUUCUUGGGGGUACCCAAAUUCCCACCCAGAUAUGAAGACCUGGCAUCAGAGCUCUCAAACUCUGGAUUCUCCUCUCCAAGAAGGCUCAGGGUUCCAGAGGCAAGGAAAUGAACUGGAUUUGGGGAGUAAUACUGCUGACUAUGGUGGGUAUUCCACCCCUCCAUUCCCUGUGCCUUCCUAUAAGAUGCACCCCUGCUUGACCCUAGGGUCCACCGAAGGGACUCACACAGUACCUCCUGAUCAAGAGAAUGAGACUUCUUGUGAAGAUGAUCUCCACCCUGGCUCACCUAAAGCACCCUCUGUAGACCAUGAAUUGAUCCAAGAAUCAGAUAACUUUGGAUUUGACCUUAGACCAGCCACAACACAUCCUGUACAACCUUGGACACCCCAAAGUCUUUCUGAUCUGGCUCAACCCAUACUUGAGGACCUGCAGACAGAAGAUCCUUCCAGGUCCCAGGAAACUCUUAUCUCCCGGAACAGAGGUGAGAGGGAUGCUGGCUGUUUCCAGGAGCCCAUGUUCUGCACCUUGGCCCUCUGGGGGAGCCAAGCCUCUUUACUGGAGCCUAACUGCCCAGACUCUGAGGGUAGAGGCUCUGGCCCCCGGCCCAGCCCUGUGUCUUCCCAGGAUAGCAGCCCACAGGUUCAGCUCCACAGCCCCAAGUGGCCACAGGAUGCCUCACACCUUCUCCAGAAGGAUAAAUCAGAGUUGAGUUCCCUGAAGAAAGAGGAGAUAGAGGAAGUGCCAAGCCAGAGGCUGGAGGCAGAGUGUGAAGAUACAUCCAGAAGUGAAAAUGCUUCAGCCACCCAGCACCAUGUUCACCUGGCUUCUGCAGAAGGGCUUCCUGAGAGCUCCAUGCCCCAAGCUCAAUCUCCAGAGGAAGGCUGGAGGCCGUCAUCAUCUAGAGAGAAGUUGGCUAAUAACAUCAGAAAUGACAAGGGGGCCUGGAACCUAGCCUUGCGCCUCUAUCAACUGAAUGGUUUUCGGAAGUCUGAAGUGGCUGCCCAACUACACAAGAACAAUGACUUCAGCAGGGCUGUAGCCGAGGCCUACUUGUCUUUCUUCCAGUUCGAAGGUCAGAGCCUGGACCGAGCCCUCCGUGGUUUCCUCCAGGCCCUGGUGCUCAGUGGAGAGACGCAGGAGCGGGAACGAAUUCUCUACCAGUUUUCCAAACGCUUCCAUUAUUGCAAUCCUGGAGCCUUCCCCUCAGUAGAUUCUGUACACACCCUGACCUGUGCGAUCAUGCUCCUUAACACAGACCUACAUGGACAGAACAUUGGGAAGACCAUGAGCUGUCAGGAAUUUGUAACCAAUCUGAAUGGCCUGCAGGAUGGUGGGAACUUCCCCAAAGAGCUGCUGAAGGCCCUCUACUGGUCUAUCCGCAGUGAGAAGCUCGAGUGGGCUGUAGAUGAAGAAGAUGCAGCCAGACCUGAGAAGGACCAGCCCUCUCCCUCUGCUGGCAAGAUAAGCAGCCCCUUUCUGCAGAUGGCUCAGGACCCCACGAUGCCCACCUAUAAGCAGGGCAUCCUGGCUCGAAAGAUGCAUCACGAUGCUGAUGGCAAGAAGACGCCAUGGGGCAAACGAGGCUGGAAGAUGUUUCACACCUUACUGAGAGGGAUGGUCCUCUACUUCCUGAAGGGAGAGAGCCAAUGGCUGGAUGGAGAGAGUUUAGUAGGACAUAUGGUGGAUGAGCCUGUGGGAGUGCACCACUCACUAGCCAGCCCAGCCACCUACUACACCAAGAAGCCGCAUGUCUUCCAGCUGCGGACUGCAGACUGGCGUCUCUACCUCUUCCAGGCACCUACUGCCAAAGAAAUGGCUUCCUGGAUUGCUCGAAUCAACCUGGCGGCUGCCACACACUCAGCACCUCCCUUUCCAGCUGCAGUGGGCUCCCAGCGCAGAUUCGUGAGGCCCAUCCUGCCCAUGAGCCCCGUGCAGAGCUCCCUGGAGGAGCAACAUCGAUCCCACGAGAACUGCCUGGAUGCUGCCUCAGAUGACCUGUUGGAUUUGCAGAGGAACCUGCCAGAGCGACGGGGCCGCAGCCGGGAGCUGGAGGAGUACCGCUUACGGAAGGAGUAUCUGGAGCACGAGAAAACUCGAUAUGAGACUUAUGUGCAGCUUCUGGUGGCCCGCCUACACUUCCCUUUGGGGAACCUGGCUCUGUGGGAAGAUCAGCUUGGGAAGGAAGCUGACGGUUCUCCGGAGCCCAGGCAGAGCCUGAAGAAGUCCCACUCAAGCCCAUCCCUGCACCAGGAUGAGGCUCCCACCACAGCCAAGGUGAAACGCAACAUCUCAGAGCGCAGAACCUACCGGAAGAUCAUUCCCAAGAGGAACCGAAAUCAGCUGUGAAGCUGUCGCUCUCUCAGACACUGACCACUGCUCUGGGGUGGGCCUGAGAUGCAAGCUUAUGUGCCAGGACAGUGGUGAAGGAUGAGGCAUCUCUGCUUCUGUGCUGAAGGAUGGGGCUCAUUUCCCUGUGUCCCCAUCCCCUGGCUCUUUAGAACUGCCUUAAUCUUGCCAUACUUGCUUCUGUUCCCCAUGGUGGUUGCUCCAUUGCCCUAACCCUGACCAUUCAAAAGCAAGGUUGGCUCCACUUGUGGAAUUUGUCCCACAUGCCCUCUCUCCUCUAAAACACAGGGUCUGGGCUUCUGGGAGGUCACUUGAGGCAGUCUAGCCAGGACUGUUCACUGGAAACAGUCUUACUUUGGGAAUUAGGUGACCUAGCAGGAGAUGGUCCCAGAAGCAUAGGGCAGGACCUCUUGGGGAUUCCUAAACAGCAUCUUGUGACCCAGGAAGCAGGCUUAUUCUAGCACUGCCCAGCAGGGGACAGACUUCUAACAGAGUCCUUGGUAGGUUCAAGGCUCAGGGAUGCCGUGGGGCUCCAAGCUUCUGAUCUUCUGACUGCUUUAUCCUGCAAUCAGCCAGUGCUCUUCCCAGAGGGGUACAUGAAAAGGCUGCAUGCCUAUUUGUUAAUCAACAGAGCAGAGCUUGUGGCCUAAGCCAGGGUCAGUAGGAGUGGGGGCCUCUAGAGCUCUCUGGAGAACUCUUGGAACAAGGAGCCUUUGUUCCCUGAGAGUAAUGAGCUUAGCUUUUCUAGGCUAGACCACUGUGGAAGGGCAGGGGGAGAAGGUGGUGACAGUUCUUCUUGGGGGUCUGCCUGGCAAGUGGAGCUGGAAACUGGAGAGCUGGGUUCUUACCGAUUUCUGCAGCCACCCCCUUCCCACCUCCACCCUCAGUACCCCUCAAAGCUGCAUUCCCGAAGGUUGUCAGGACCUAUUUCUCAUGCCCGGGACAGCUCCCAGGUCUUUGCUGCCCUGCCUUGGGAAAUCCCCUUGUACUUCUUUUUGGUUUCUUCCCUGGUAUGUCUGUUCACCAGGGGAGGUUCUGGAGACUCAGGGACUUAAGGCUGUGCCUGUGAGGAGGAGGCUGGCCUGAGGGAGCAGCCACAUUGUCUCUGUUCAGUCAUGUGUGCAAAGAGGUUUCUGGCCAAAUGGGAGCCUCUGCUGCUCACCCUUCAACUGACACGUUGCCUCUCCUGCCUUCCUGCUGGGCCACACAUCCUCCCUUCCAAUAAUGCUUGUAACAACUCUAAGGACUUAGAGUUCCACAAAGUGGAGCUGGUCCUUAGGGCCAGGGGUUUCUCUGGCCAGGGCCUGGGGCUGGCCCUUGCACCCAAUGGGUGUGCAAUAAAUAGAACCUACCAAAGAAGUGCGUGAGCACACAUGUGUGUGGGGGGGAGAAGGGGGUCAGUCAGGUAGCCGUGGCCACCUGAAGUGUGUCAAGCUAUAUCUUCCCUUGCCCCCAUUGUGAUAGUAUAUUUGUGUGUGUCCUGUGUGUUCAUGUGUGUAACCCAACAUACAGUUACAAGCUAUUUAAG
Mastomys coucha (southern multimammate mouse) is the source of this 4911-nucleotide messenger RNA. RefSeq names its product pleckstrin and Sec7 domain containing 4 (gene Psd4). Gene Ontology annotation, molecular function: protein binding; phospholipid binding; guanyl-nucleotide exchange factor activity. The record is from RefSeq and is a predicted model, not a curated record. Bases 375 to 3383 code for a protein of 1002 amino acids. NCBI's taxonomy places the organism in Eukaryota, Metazoa, Chordata, Mammalia, Rodentia, Muridae. The transcript is spliced from 18 exons. Gene Ontology annotation, biological process: regulation of ARF protein signal transduction. Gene Ontology annotation, cellular component: ruffle membrane.